ACACCAUCAAUGUGCUGGUCCAGAUAUUGCCUCGGCAAAAGCCACAUGGAUGGAGCCAUGAAAUUGAAGUGUCUCUACUGGCUUGCAUGUGGCACCUCAUACAGAGUGACAGCAGACAUCUUCGCCAUGCUGAGAGCCACAGUUGGCAGAAUAGUCCACAGUUUAGUGGAAGAGAUGAUGGCAAUUGUUCACCAGAUUAUUGAUUUCCCCAUAGAAGAGAUGGAGGAGAUGGGGGCAGGAUUUGCUCACCUGGCUGGCCAUGAGGCAUUCGGCUGUGCGGCUGGUGCAAUAGAUGGGUGCCACAUCAGAAUACUCCCACAUGCUGAACCACAAAAGAAGUGCUACAUUAACCGCAAGAUCUUCACUUCAGUGGUACUCCAGGGUGUGUACAGCAAAAGUAAAUUGGAAAUGGAUACUUACAUUAGCAACACAGGGUCAGUCCAUGACACCCUUGUCCUCCGGAGAUCUCCAAUGUACAAGGAGUCCCUCUAUCCACCAGCUGGCAUAUUUCUUCUUGGAGACGGGGGAUACCCAUGCCGUACCUGUCACCCUCAUGAUGCCAUACCGCCAGCCUGUAGCGGGCUUGUUGAAGCACACUUCAACAAGCACCAUGCCAAGGCCAGGACCAUCAUUAAGCGCACCUUCGGCAUGCUAAAAACCAGCUGGCGAGCCAUUUUCCUGAGUAUUUUGGAGAUUCGCCCUCUAUUUGCCCCAAAACUUAAAGCAGCAUGCUGCAUCCUCCACAAACUCUGAUGACAGGCGAUAGGAGGAGGAGGAGAAACGUCACGAGGAUGAUAAAGAAGAUCGGGGUAACGUUCCUGAUGAUGAUGAUCAGGAGCGCUCAGGAAAUAAUCUCUGUGCCAGACUUGCGGCACUGGUGUCUGCCCCUGGAGA
This is a messenger RNA of Siniperca chuatsi (mandarin fish), 894 nucleotides long. RefSeq names its product protein ALP1-like. NCBI's taxonomy places the organism in Eukaryota, Metazoa, Chordata, Actinopteri, Centrarchiformes, Sinipercidae. The transcript is spliced from 2 exons. The record is from RefSeq and is a predicted model, not a curated record. Bases 10 to 753 code for a protein of 247 amino acids.